This is a messenger RNA of Pseudoliparis swirei, 2366 nucleotides long. Its product is annotated as T-cell surface protein tactile. The coding region runs from base 33 to 1478 and encodes 481 amino acids. NCBI's taxonomy places the organism in Eukaryota, Metazoa, Chordata, Actinopteri, Perciformes, Liparidae. Gene Ontology annotation, biological process: cell-matrix adhesion; inflammatory response. The record is from RefSeq and is a predicted model, not a curated record. The transcript has 7 exons.
UCAACAGCCUACCCGCUGUCUGAUUGGUCGUUAUGAUUCCGGGGAGCUCAGACGUGGCGGCGGCCGCCCUGGGAACGGCCUUCUCCCUCCUGCUCUGUGCCUCAAUUAUUCAAGGGCGUCAGGAGGCGGAGGGGUUAAAGUUUGAAAGGAUGGAGGCAGUAGCUGGCCAGAACGUCACCUUGCCUUGCACGAUAAAAAAGAUCCCCGAUCUCAAGAUCGUCAAUAUCGUCAGUAUCGAAUGGAGGAAGAACAAACCCCAGGGCACAAAGCUGGCUCUGUACAGCCCGGGUAAAGAACUGGUUCUGUUUUGGCCUAACAUCACCAUGCAGGUUAACAACACGUCUCUCUCCUCUCUUCAACUCUACGGGGUGACGACCCAGGACAGCGGUAUCUACAUUUGUGACAUUGCGAGUUAUCCUCAGGGCUCCUUCCGGAGGAGAAUACAGCUAGAGAUCAAAGAUGAUGUUGACAUAAAGUGUGAUGCGGAGAGCGCAGUCGAGGUCCACUCUGGAGGAAAUGUGACCAUAACGUGCAGAACGAUGAUCCCUGAUGCAAAGUACACGUGGACCAAGAACAAGGCGCUGGUGUCAGACAAUGAAUCUCUGGAGCUGCGGUGUGUGUCUGAGGCUCACACGGGGGUGUACACACUGACUGUCAGCAGCACAGGAAACGCACGUCUGCAGAAAGAGUUUACCGUCACCGUGCGAACAGCAACCACAAGCUUCAGUAGAGAUCUUGUGACGGUGCCAGCACAGUCCAACGUAACGGAGGAGGGCCUCGCCACAUCACAGUCCAACGUAACGGAGGAGGGCCUCGCCACAUCACCCACCAAUGGGCUUUCAACAACUGACGCCUAUGUAACUCGGACCGUGAAUAUGAGCGCUGCUGUAACAGAUGAGAAUCCAAACGCCAUAAAUGUCACAGCUGAAGACCCCAUGACCUCCUUCACCAAUACACACGUCAGUGUCGCGCCAUCCCCUCUCACACACACCGACCCGUAUCGUUUGAACAACUCCGAUGAGCGGGAGAUACGCCCAACUCGCGAUUCUAACACGGUCCCUCUAUCUGACCAAUCGGUGGCCUUCAAUCUAUCCACAACAUUAAGUUACGGUCACGAGGUUUUCAGAUCAACGUAUGAGACGACGAAUGAGUCCAUGGGAGGAAAUCCUGCCGCGCCCCCGACUCUGAGCUCCGGGAAUACAACGGUAGUCAUCGAGGAUGAAGGUACCGGGGGUGCGCGGCGGCUGUUGUUGUUGUUGUCGUUGAUCAUGGUUCCGAUCCUGGUAUCGAUAACUACGGCUGGCGUUCUCUACUCGGGACGAAGGAAGAAGAGGAUGGAUCGACCGCCUCCAUUCAAACCCCCUCCUCCUCCAGUCAAGUAUACAGCUGCAAGACACCAAGAGAUUUCAACACGAUAUUCGAGAUGUAACUCUGUGACUGAACCUCUAGAGAUGAAACACAUGUGCGUUAAUGUGUAAUGCUUAAUAUAUUAUCAAUGACGCUCGACGCGUUGCACGUCUCUGUGGGAAUUUAGUGUGUAUCCUAUUCUGGUCACAUGCAGAAUUACAAAUCACUUUCAGUUAUGGUCAAACUGUGGUCACAACAACGACAACUGUCCAAAUGUGGUAUGUGUGACUCACUGGAGGGGGUUGUAUGCUUUGUGUAUAGCUAUGGUGUAAAAACACCAUCAUGUUGAUAACCUUUCUAAAUAAAAGUUGGUUUAAUUUGACUAUGGGCUGCUGUAUAGCAGUGGUGUAAAAACACAAUGAUGUUGCUAACAUUUCAAAAUAAAAGUUGGUUUAAUUCGACUAUGCUGCUGUAUAGGAGUGGUGUAAAAACACAAUCAUUUUGCUAACCUUUCAAAAUAAAAGUUGGUUUAAUUCGACUAUGGGCUGCUGUAUAGCAGUGGUGUAAAAACACAAUCAUUUUGCUAACCUUUCAAAAUAAAAGUUGGUUUAAUUCGACUAUGGGCUGCUGUAUAGGAGUGGUGUAAAACUAAAAACACAAUCAUGUUGCUAAGCUUUCAAAAUAAGAGUUGGUUUAAUUUGACUGAGGUUUAGUGGGCCAUCUUUAAAGUAGAAUAUUGGCGUCAGGGGGGCGGGGCCUACGGUGAACGGAUGGGUGUAAAGAGGGCGUCGGUGUAUAAAUGGAUGAAUGACAUGAAGUGUUCAAAAUGCCUUCAAUGCUCGCAGGACUAGAAAGUACAAGUCUAUUGAGCAUUUAAAUUGAGCAAUUACACUGAAGGUGCUUGUGUUAUUUACUUUUUCUUUUUUUAUGGUAUGCGUAUACAUUGUCCUUUUUUUGAUAAAGUCCAAGCUACUAUCUCUUAUGCAGCAAUGAAUAAAUAUUUCCAGACAAACAACACA